Jaculus jaculus (lesser Egyptian jerboa) is the source of this 1345-nucleotide messenger RNA. It is a transcript of the gene Mei4, whose product is annotated as meiotic double-stranded break formation protein 4. The transcript is spliced from 5 exons. Lineage: Eukaryota; Metazoa; Chordata; Mammalia; Rodentia; Dipodidae. Gene Ontology annotation, cellular component: lateral element. The record is from RefSeq and is a predicted model, not a curated record. Gene Ontology annotation, biological process: DNA recombination; homologous chromosome pairing at meiosis; oogenesis. The coding region runs from base 176 to 1345 and encodes 389 amino acids.
CUCUUCCCGUGCGCGAGCCCGGGAGAGGUGCAGCCUUGUCUCCAGAGCUGCGUGUGGGGCCCUUCGGGAGGCGGCGCGGGGCUAGCACUGCUCUUGCCCCAACUGAGCACAUUGCAUCUAGACCUCGGAGGCGUGGGCUGGCACGCGCGUGGAUUUUUCUGGGACAAAAUCCAGAAUGGAUGUUCAGAGAUGGUAUUUGAAAACUUCAAAGCUGGCUCUAGCCUUGGCAAUAAUUCACUCAAGACCAGCAGACAAAAGCAGCAGAGAAUACACAGAGCAUCUUGCCACUGUGAUGUCCCAGCAGGAGUUAAAGUGCAAGUCAAAAGUUGAAGCCUUAGAAGCUGAAGUUCUGCAGUUACGUCAACAACUUUUUCUGAGUAGCAUUUGCUCAGGAUUAUUUAAGAAUGGAGACCCAUUUUCCCAGAUGUCAUCUCAGGAGCUUAUAAAUUCUGAAAAUACAUUAACUCCAAUGGAUGAUUCUGGAUGUGGCUUAUCAAGUGAGACAAGAAGUGAACCUUCAGAGCUGUCCCAGAAUUUUAUGGAGAGCUGUAGCCCCUCACCCAUUAUGCCACUGCCUCUGAUGAAAAGACCUUGCACCACCCUGGAAAAUCCUCUGUCUUCCCACAUGCAAUUCUUGCAGCAUCUGCUGGAACUGAAGAAAUGGAUAGAAUCCCAUAGUCUGCAAGCUGACUUAACCCACUUUGAAAGAGACAUUUCCAUAGUCUCCAAUUCAGUUUUCCAGCUUCUGGAUGCGCUGAUCACUUUUUACCAUAAUCCGAAGCUUCCGUUUUCCAACUUUUGGACAGAAGCUGUUGGAACUUUGGCCAGACUUGGCAAUGAUUGUAAAUUAUCUAAUCAUAUUCUUAAAAAAUGUUCCAAGAAGUUGGAAGAGUUCCAGAAAACUCUCUUAGAGGGUAUUUUAGGGAACAACCAUAUAAACCGGUUUCAGGUUCAGAGUUAUGUUUCUCAGAGUCUGGUAACCCUAGGAAGUUGCAGCUUAUUGAGAAAAUCUACAAUUUCUCUACUUCUGUCAGAAGUAAACAGCUUUGUUGAUGAUCUGGUUGCCGUCAAUCAGGUGCAGGGCAGUUACAAUGUGCCACGCUAUGAGAACAUUGUCUUACUGUUCUGGGUCCUGGAGCAGCUUCUUCAGAAGAGGACCCAUGAAGACAGGAAUUCUCAUGUAGAUCACAGGGACAAAGAAGUGAUGAAAUUUCUUCAGAAGCAUGAUGAAAUUAUCUCCCAACUUUCCGAUGCAUUUCCAUUAUUUACUUUUUACUUAUGGAGACUGGGCAUUCUCUUGAACUCAGCAGAGAUAGAAACUGUUGAAAAUAUAUUGCUUCCUUAG